AUGCUCAACGAAAUCAAUAGAGCGAGCUUGUUCCUAUUGAAGCUGAUGCGUUCUCGCGACCGCUUGUCCAGGGAAAAGACAAUCUCGCUGCGAGACGCUCUGGUGACCGUAAUGGUGACCCGCUACCACAACCACUGGUUCCCACUGACGCCGCACCGUGGCUCUGCCUACCGCUGCAUCCGCGUCAACCAGCAGAACAGUGAUCCUGUGAUCACGGCCGUCGCGCACAUCACCGGACUCAGUGCCAAACUCAUUCGCAGCUGGCUUCCACUACAGUUCACCAUGUGGGUGGACCCGAAUGAGGUCAGCUACCGCAUCGGCGAGAAUGGAAGUGUAAUGGCUGUGUUCGUGCCCGACAUCGAGGAUAUCCAGAGCUUCAUUCCCGACCCCAUCCCUGAACUGGAAACAGGCUUGGACGUGUUAGAAAGAUGUCAGAAAUUAAUCUAUGCUCAAAGUUUGGCUGCUCAGUUGGCAAGUUGGCUUCCUUAUGGUUGCCCAUUCAUCAUCUACAUAUUUUGA
Nilaparvata lugens (brown planthopper) is the source of this 519-nucleotide messenger RNA. RefSeq names its product protein BTG2-like. The transcript has a single exon. The coding region runs from base 1 to 519 and encodes 172 amino acids. Gene Ontology annotation, cellular component: cytoplasm; nucleus. The record is from RefSeq and is a predicted model, not a curated record. NCBI's taxonomy places the organism in Eukaryota, Metazoa, Arthropoda, Insecta, Hemiptera, Delphacidae. Gene Ontology annotation, biological process: negative regulation of mitotic cell cycle; negative regulation of cell population proliferation.